GAGACUCUGAAAUCGCUCAAUUCUGCACGCGACAUCGUGCUGCGCGAUCCCACUCUAUACCCUGCCGUAGUGCCUGGUAUCGUUCAAGUCGUUACGCCUGCAGCACAGCUCGAGCUGCGAAGAUGGGGCGCCGAUUUCCUCGCAGAAACGUUCGCUUCGCAGGUCGUGACCCGAGAAUCGAAGCAGCAGAUGUCUUCGGAGGUGCUCGAUACUAUCAAAGGCUAUUUGAACCGGAAGGAUAUCGCGGGGGAGGAGGAGGACACGAACGUCGUGAAGAGCGCGGUACAAUGUGCUGCGAGCAUAUAUGAGUUCGUGUUCAGGCACACGGUGACCGCGCCGACAGAUACGGAGACAUGGGCCAAGAUCGCCAGCAUCAAGAGCAGCAUUUUACGGAGGAUGGACACAGCAGCGCCCGGAGUACGGAUAUGUUGCAUCAAAUUUGUCGCAUGCGUGGUACAGACUCAGACGCCAGGCUUGGUCGCAGAUCCUCGGCGGCCUGAGUAUGAGAUCAGUCUGGCGCUUGUACCAAGAGACCACCCUGUCAUACCGCCUGCCAACCUCGAGGCUGAGGCUUCUGGACUUCUGGACAGGCUGUUGAGUGUGCUGCAGGACAAUGUCGAUGACCCUCUCCUCGUGACUGCCACCUUGAACGCCCUCGCAAACCUUGUGCAUAAGCGCGCGAGUGUCGCGAGUAAGGUCUUGACCACAGUCCUCAACUUCAACCCGCUCAAGUCAGCGACCCGACCUCUAUCAUCCAGAAAUCGAGUCACCAUCAGAAGCAUGACACGAACAACGAUGUCCUUCCUUCUGAAUUGUCUUAAACGCAACCCAAACAGCACCUUCGCUGGCAGGAUACAGCAGCAAAUCGAGCGGUUGAAACACAACUUGACGGAAGUGUUCUCGGAGAACAAUCAACUAAAGCGACCUGCCCCUGAUGCGCCAGCCAACGGAUUAGACGACGCGAAGCGGCAGCGACUCAACCAUGCAGCAGCAAAUGGAGCUCCUGUGCAGCAACAACGACCUCACCCGCCGCGUCCAACCGCAUAUCCCCCCUUACCACCUGGCCCGGUAUCUCUUGCCCAAAUAUGGACGCUUACAGACGAUGUCCGGAUAAACACAUUCCCUGUCGAGCGUGUGCCCCGAAAUAUCAUGGAGACGCUAGUCCCUGCUCUCUUCCAAGCCCUGACCGAGGACCGACUGAACGAAGCCAUCAAUGUGGUGAGAUCAAGGUGGCUCGAGCUGAGCAAGAAAACAGCGGUGGAUGCCGCCAAAGCUGUCACUGGUGACGACGAUGAUGACGAUUACGAUCCCCUCGCGACAUUCGAGGACACCGACCAAAUCCUGAACAGACUAGAUGAUGCACCUCCCAAUGGUGUAGCUCCCGAGAUUGCUGUCACUACCUUCAACUUACCUCCGCCUCCGCCCCUGACCGACCAAGAUCGAGACGAAUACAGCAAGACGGCUUUGACGCGCGUCUUUGGAACCCUUGCGAGUCUCGACAAAGAAGCCAAACCAAAGGCUCGACAAGCCCACGAGCAUGGCUUCAAUAGACUCGCAGCCGUUUCAGCGAGUCACGAUAGAGAAGGCUGGAUCACGCUCGUCACUCGACUAGCAACACGGUCUUCGUUCGACCUAGGAGAGAAGGACGAAGUGAAGAAAGAGAACCAGGACCGUUCGCUCAGCAAAAGGGGCCAUGUAUUCAACCUCUCCGCUGGCAUACGCGAGUCACUUUUGAACUAUGUCAUGGAGAGCUUCCGGAGCAGGAUGGAGGUGGCUAUCAUCUGGCUGAAUGAGGAGUGGUAUUCAGAUCGAUUGCAGCAGAAGCAGAACGAAGCACAAGGCAUGGAUGUCGACAGCGACGACCUGCCGAAUUACUGGUUCUGGACAUUGCGACUACUGGAUGGUAUGAUGCCAUACUUCGACGUCAAAGAUGGUCGCAUCCUCAUCAGAUUGCUGUCCGAAGUACCGGCCAUCAACCGCGAUGUGCUUGAUAGAGUGAGGAAGAUUGCCGAGGAUCCGGAGCGUGUGGCCAUCAGCACGAAUGCGCUACUGUAUCUGAUCAUGUUUAAGCCUCCGGUGCGGGAGCUUGCGAUCGAUUGUGUGGAGCAGAUGUGGAGGGAGAACAGUGAUGCGAAGACUUCGACGAAGAAGAUUCUGGUGAAAUGGCGGCCGGCAGUGCUCGAGGAG
Messenger RNA from Zymoseptoria tritici IPO323, 2187 nucleotides. RefSeq lists its product as uncharacterized. Gene Ontology annotation, cellular component: mRNA cleavage and polyadenylation specificity factor complex. The annotation marks the transcript as partial. The record is from RefSeq and is a predicted model, not a curated record. The transcript has a single exon. NCBI's taxonomy places the organism in Eukaryota, Fungi, Ascomycota, Dothideomycetes, Mycosphaerellales, Mycosphaerellaceae.